GAUCCUCGGUGGGCGGAGCCACCACAGCUGCGUAUAUAAAAGUAUAUGGGUUGGCGCACGCCGGCAUUCCAGCCCGCGUGAGGUCGAGCUUUGGAGAUUGCAGAGUCUUCCAGGCCAUCCUGACCUGUACUGCGAUACCCCCUGGAAAGCCAAGGGACUACCCCAGAGCCGCGGCCAGCAGCUCUGCACUGCCGGUAGGGGACUUCAACCUCCCAAGCACCCAGAGCCCCCUGAGUCCUUGCACAAUGUCCGUGGUCGUAUCAGAGGCCCUGAUGCGCCUGCAGGCCGAGACCAAGUGCCCCGUGUGCCUGGAUGACCUGAACGACCCUGUGACCAUUGAGUGCGGACACAACUUCUGCCGCGCUUGCAUCCGCCAGUCGUGGGCCGACUUGCAGGAGAAGUUCCCGUGCCCCGUGUGCCGCUUCGAGUGUGAGGAGUGCUAUUACCGCAGCAACGCGCAGCUUGGCCGCAUGGUGCAGAUCGCGCGCCAGCUGAGCACCAGCCGCAAGCGGCGGCGGCCUGAGAAGACCAACGUGUGCGAGAAGCACGGCCAGGUGCUCACACUGUUCUGCGAGGAAGACCUGGAGGUGCUGUGCCCCGAGUGUAUGCAGCCCCCUGACCACAGCGGGCACCGCACGAGCCCCCUGGGAGAGGCUGCGGCGCGGCACCGAGUGCGACUGCACAACUACGCCAAGCUGCUGCGCAGGCAGGCGCUCGACACGCAGCAGCUGAUAAGUGCCCAGAGCCGUGCGCCGCUGGAGCUGCGGGAGAAGGCGCAGACCCGCAGGCAGCGUCUGGCCUGCGAGGUGGAGCUGCUGAACCGCUUCCUGGAGCGUGAGCAGCAGGCUGCCUUCCAGCGGCUGGCCGAGGAGGAGCAGCAGAUCCGCCAGAAGCUCAGCGACAACAUCAAGGCCUUCACGGGCUACAAGGCGACCCUGCAGGACCUGCUGGCCCGGGUGGAGGGGCACAGCGCGCUGUCGGAGAUAGAGCUGCUGUCGCAGAUCAAGCACUUCUACCCGCGCUCUGAAGGCGAGAUCAGCCCGCCGCUCUUCUCCAUCAACCUGCCGAAGGAGGCCUGCAACUUCCCGCCACAGUUCUCUGCGCUGCAGAAGAUUCGCAGGGAGUUCCGUGUGGACAUCAUCCUGGACCCCGAGACGGCCUACCCCAACCUGUGCAUCUCCCCUGACCGGAAGAGCGUGCACUUCGUCAAGAAGAAGCCGAGCAGCCCGCGCACGGCCAAGCGGGCCAACGCCAACCCCGUGGUGCUGGGCUUCCCAGAUUUCUACUCGGGGCGGCAUUUCUGGCAGGUGGAGGUGGGCGAUGUGCCGCAGUGGGCUGUGGGGGUGUGCAGGGCCUUGAUGUCCCCCAAGGGCCGGCGGGUGGGGCAGGGCUGCUGGUGCCUGCAGCUGCAGGAUGGGGGCUACGAGGCCCCUGGAGCCACACGAGCCGCGCUGCCACAGGACUUGCGGGACCGGACCCUGGGUUUGUUCCUGGACUAUGAGCUGGGCGAGCUGUCGAUCUAUGACAUGCCUGAGGGCGCUCAUAUCUGUACCUUCAGUGACACCUUCACUGAGUCACUGCGCCCUUACUUCUACAUCGGGCCUGACGCAAAGCAGCUCAAGGUCCUCAGGGAGCCCUACUUUGAGUGAGGACACUCCAGGCUGGCUGUUGGCAGGGGCGGGGAUGGCACCCAGCAAUUCAGGUUUAAUGCUAUGUACCCUGCUGCUGAGCAACAGGCGGUCAUUCUUUUUUCCCCUUAAUAUGCUUAAGUGUAGCUCCAGGCAAUGCUGAACUACAUUUAAAGAAUACAUUUUCUUUCUUUGUAGUAGGAGGGGUAGAACACAGGGCCGUUGGGCUAGGUCCCCAGCCCUUUUGAUUGAUUUUAGUUUUUGAAAUAGGACCUUGCUAGGUUGCCCAGGCUGGGCCAAAACCUGCAACCCUGCAUCAGUCCCCAAAGCACAUGGGGUCACCAGGCCAAAAGGGUUUGUGAGUGGCAGGGUCUCAGGCUGGUACACUGUGCUCUAGCUCUGGGCCGGGCAGAUUAUUUUCCAGGUCUCUCCUGGUAAGAAGAAAGCUUCAUUUUGUCACUACAGCUGUCUGAGCAGUUCUAGUACGCCUCCCUGCCAGGGCAGCUGGCCCAGUCUCCUUGCUGGGUCUGAGGGUGCUGUUCAGCUGCUCAGCCUUGCUUCCUGCAGCAGAGGUGGGCGAUGCUGUCCCCAACACAGCUGUCUGUACACAGUGCAGCGAGUGGCCUCUACCAUAGUGCUGCACACCGUAGAGGGUGCCCUUUUUCUCUUUUCUUUUUGUUUUUGGAUACAGGGUGUCACUAAAUCACUAAAGUUGCCCACUUUGGGCUGGGAUUCGUGAUCCCUCUGACUCAGUCUCCCCGAGCGCUGAGGCGAUGCUUUUAGGGCACCACACCUGGAAGGUGAGCGGCUUCAGCAGGCAGCCUAUCCCCAGCGGAUAGUUUUGUCUUUGUUCCUCAAAGCUGCCGGCUGGAGGCACUCAACUCAGGUGCUGCCUUGAGCAGGAGCCGGGCCUCCUGCAUGCUGGGAAAGCCUCUGCCAACAGCAGGUAUGGGAGACGGUCAGCUUUUCUGGAUUACGUCUCACUUCUGUUAUUUUUGGGGUGUGACAGUGUGGUUUGAACCGAGGGCCUGGCCCAUAGCAGGCAGGGGCUUUACACCAUCCAUACCAACAGGCCCUGUUCUAUACUUUAUUUUGAUGGUUUCAGGACCACAAGAAAUAGUCACUGACAAUUGAGAGAGGGAGAGCAUGCUUGUCUGCAGAUCUGGGCCUCCCUGACAGUCUCUGAUGUGUUACUUUAGGGUUUAGUCAUCUGAGUUACAAAUGCAGCUUGGGUUGUUACGGGAACACUUUCCCAUUUAGUCAGAGAUGGGGCCUCACUAGGCUUUACUCCUUACCUCCAUCUCCCCCAGGGGCUGGCAAGCCUGCUGGGGCCAUCAUGCUUGGCUUUUUUUUUUUUUUAAUUUUUUUGUAUUAAUACUUGUAUAUGCUAUGCAGCGCAAAUGCCAGCAUGGAUAGAAGGUGGAUGUCUUUUUUUGUUUUGUUUUUUGUUUCCUGCCGUGGGAAUUGAACUGAAGGCCUUCACAAUGAGCUCUGUACAGAAAGGAUAAAUGAGGGGACAGCUGUGCCCCACAAAUGUCACGCGAUGAGGACUUGUAUUAAGACACCACAUAGUUCCCCAGUGAUAUGUAGUUUCUGUGUUUUGUAUGGCAGUUCAAAAAUAAACCGUAAAAGGACCGUUGCUUGUUCUCUUCGGGGCCCAGGACUGAACCUAACCCUGUCACCGUGCAGGCUGCACUCUGCUGUGUCCCUACCCGAAACCCUGUUCUUACUCAUGUGUUAUGAAGCCUAGGUGUAUCUUCAGGUCUUCCAGGUUACUGCCCUUGCUCCUUGGUGGAUUUUUUGCACACUGUAUGAAUGGUACUGAUCUUGCUCCUUAAUUCAGUAGCGCUGAUGUGUCCAAGAUUACAUCAGAGGAUGAUGGCUAUCAAAUGUCUCUGUUUUCUUUACAACCAUCCUGCCUCCAUACUGAGGAUUACAAUUGAGUCCAGGGAUGUUUAUUACUUACUGAGCUAUAUAUAACCCCAGCCCUGCCUCAGCCUCCCAAAGGAAUCUGCCACAUCAGUGGACAUGUGCAUUUUGAAGUAAUGGUCAGGUAGGGUGAAGCAUUUUCCUGCAUAUGCAAGUCCUGGGUUCAGCAUUU
Molecule: messenger RNA, 3729 nt
Organism: Cavia porcellus (domestic guinea pig)
Lineage: Eukaryota; Metazoa; Chordata; Mammalia; Rodentia; Caviidae
Gene: Trim75
Product: tripartite motif containing 75
Exons: 2
Coding region: 246-1649 (467 amino acids)
Biological process (GO): protein ubiquitination
Cellular component (GO): cytoplasm
Molecular function (GO): ubiquitin protein ligase activity; protein binding; zinc ion binding
Source: RefSeq, a predicted model, not a curated record